Phymastichus coffea is the source of this 2498-nucleotide messenger RNA. RefSeq lists its product as uncharacterized. The transcript has 7 exons. The record is from RefSeq and is a predicted model, not a curated record. The coding region runs from base 92 to 1030 and encodes 312 amino acids. NCBI's taxonomy places the organism in Eukaryota, Metazoa, Arthropoda, Insecta, Hymenoptera, Eulophidae.
UCUUAUUCUUUUUAUCUUCCGGAGCCCGUCCUUGCCACUGCGCGCGGCAUUUCGCUGAGUCACUAGAUAACUCGCCAAAUACAUAGUCAAAAUGAGGAUCACAACGACGAUAUUCGCGGCCUGUCUGUGCGUCACAAUAGUCAAUGCCUGGCCACUCGAUUCAUUCCGGUCGAGGGCGCUCGAUCGGCUGAUGAUGUCCGAGACGGAAAAUGAUCCCGGGCUGAGGAACAAAAGGACAAUCGGCGUGUUGCGGCAAUUCUUCCCUGAUAUCUCCAAGGGUAUACAAGAUGUAGCACCAGAAGCCAGCGAAACAAAUCAAGUAGUAAGCGAAGCUGAUGCUACCCAGUCACAUCAAACGGCAGAAUCACAAAACAAUGAAGUCAGAGUACAGUUCGCCGAUGAGACGCCAAGCGAAGCUGCUAAUGAAGGUGAACUCGCACCUCUCGAUGAUGUCGAGGCUGCGGACGAUGACAACCGUAACAAGAGGUUCCUCACCUUUGGUGGUAACGGCGGCGGCAGUGGAGCUGGAUCUGGAAACUUCCUCUUCGACAUUAUCAGGCAAGCAGCUGACGGUGCAGCUCGAGCAGCCGGCACAGUAUAUCGAGUAGUGGCUGGUACUCAAAGCCUGGGGCUGGGCCUUAGUGCGUCUCGCGACAUUGGCCCAGCCCCUAUGAUGCCUGCUGCCUCGGGUGGUAUGAUACCACCUCCGAUGAUGGCUCCAAGUGCCCCAAUGGCCCCAAUGGCCCCAAUGGCUCCAGGAGCUACUAUGCCCCCAGGAAUGAUGAUGGGCAACGGCACGAUGCCAGCGAUGGUGACAGGCGGCAGCGGUAGUGCCAGCAGUAGCGAUCCAGCAGCUGGUGCUCCAGAGCCCGGACCCCAACAAGAAGCAGUACCCGGACCUGUGACCAGGUUGUUCGUUAUUGCGAAUAGGGGUAUCUCCAACCUGAUCCAGGAUCUCAUUCUUCGUCUGGCGGCAACGAGUGAACGUAUUGUCAACUUCAAAGCGCGACUCAUCACCUCGAUCAUCUAAGACGUCCAAACUUGUCAACGAAUCAAUUUAUCGAUCUCGAUAGUGAAGAGCCAAAAGAUCGAUGGACAUCGAUGAGCUAAACUAAAUUUUUUCUCAACAACACCAGCAUACAAUGAAAAACAUAAAACUAGCCUGUAGAACGUGUUGCUGCGAGAAUGGGAGCAACGUGAUUCCCGACUUUGCAGAAUGGACCACGGGAACGACGACAGCAACGUUGCCGAUGACAUUACGUAUUAUAUAUCGGCGUGUCUGUGGGAGGGAAAGUCGACACUGUGACUUUUCCAUGCGCGUACGCGAGAAAACGCAACGUUGCUCCUUGUGCCCGCGAGAUCCAAAUGCGAGUUAUCAGUACGUUUAUCCUUCUACUUAUUCUUCUUCUUUUAGAGUGAGAGUAUUGAGGACGUUCGAUCCUUGGUGAUUUACACUUCUUUUUCUUCUUGACUCUCCUUUUCUUUCUCAUCUCUCCUCUUAAAUUAUGUACGAGAUAUAUUUUUUAAUUUUUCCAUUACUCUAACUUGCUUUGCUAUAAAACUUUUCUUUUCUACUUAUCUUCCAAUGAAAUUAUUUUGUGAAUAAUUUUGGAACAAUCUAUUUGCCAUUUUAUCAAAAUUUUUAACUAAAAGCUUUUAAUAAAAUAAUUUUCAUUACUAUUUAAUACUUUUUCUUUGAAAUUUGUUCUGAGUAUUUUGGUAUAUUUAUAAAUCAGAGUUAGGUCGCUCAAAGUUUUAACAUUUGCUUUGAAACAUACUAACUACUCGGUUACCAGUGUAAUUUUGAGCGAUAUGACUUGCGUAAAAAAACAUUACACUGCGUUUUUAUAAAUCUUUUUCUCUAAAAUGACUACGUUGUGCUGCACAUAAACAUGCGUGCAAACUUGUACAUAGUCCCGUUUUUUGGAUGCAAAAUACAGUGCCAGGCGUUAAUUGAUAUUGUCAAAUAAUGAUGAGACGCAACGACAACAUAUGUUCUAUAAAUUGAUAAGAUAUAAGAAAACACCGUUAUGUUUAUACUUCUGAUACCAGUGACAAUCAGCUUAUUUGUACACGACGGUGUUGAUUUUUUGCAAAGCUAAGCUAAAAAUACAGUUAUAUUUCGUUUGACAUCCAACGAAUAAAAGAUGAAAAACCUCUUGAUUACUUACGUUCUUAAAAGGUGUCAACAUCUUUGUAUCAAGAUAUAUCAAAUACAUCUUAUUAUUAUAGGAAUUCAGUUGUCAAUAAAAUAUCUAUAUUUUUACGAAAUUCAUAUGAAUGAUCUGUUUACGAAUGUAACAGAAAGCCAUGAGAGUUGUAAUUGAAUGAUUGAAACGUCAAAUUAUUGUGCUCGAAACUUGCCCCGAAAAAAAAUGUCAAACUCAUCACCACUUAUCUUGCUUUUUGUAAAUAGAGCAAGUGAGUGACUAAAAAUAGGUGUUUGUUUGUUCCUUGUUUUUUUAUAUAUUGUGGAAUGAAGGACGGGUUUUCUUAGA